AUGUUUAUCGUGUCCCUUGCCAUCGCAGACCUGAUUGUUGGGCUGGUGGUGAUGCCAAUCAGCACCGUUCACAUCUACACCGAUGAGUGGCUGUUUGAUAUUGCCGUCUGCCAGAUCUGGAUAGGCAUCGACUACACGGCUAGCACGGCCUCAAUCCUGAACCUCUUCAUACUUAGCCUGGAUCGAUACUGGUCCGUAACCUCUCCUUUGAAAUACCUAAGGAAACGUACAAAGAAGAGAGCAGUGUUAAUGAUAAGGCGUUUAUCUUCUAUGUGGAUUGUACCCAUUAUUGAAUGGCAUCACUUCUUCUUUGUUGGGGAGAGGAGUGUUCCGUCGUCUGUGUGCGAUACUGAGUAUGCAAAGAAUAGUGCUUUUAAGGUUGUGACGGCGUUCUUCAAUUUUUAUCUGCUGCUUGCGAUUAUGUAUUGCUUAUACUGGAAAAUAUUUCAGGAGAUUCGUAAAGGGUCUGAAUUGGAAUUAGGACAACGAAAUGUUAAAAAUUAUACUUCACCUUUAGAUAUCACGAACAUCUCGGAGCAUGUGCUUACGCCAUAA
This is a messenger RNA of Mya arenaria, 555 nucleotides long. RefSeq names its product histamine H1 receptor-like. Gene Ontology annotation, biological process: chemical synaptic transmission; regulation of vascular permeability; G protein-coupled receptor signaling pathway, coupled to cyclic nucleotide second messenger. Gene Ontology annotation, cellular component: membrane; dendrite. Lineage: Eukaryota; Metazoa; Mollusca; Bivalvia; Myida; Myidae. The record is from RefSeq and is a predicted model, not a curated record. Gene Ontology annotation, molecular function: histamine receptor activity; G protein-coupled serotonin receptor activity; neurotransmitter receptor activity.